GUAGCACUCGAACUGAAAUUCUCUCCCUUACCAGAAAGAAACCAUGGCGAGCAGUACGUGUAUUCCCUCCACUUUUUCACCUAUUCUUCACAACUUGACUACCAGAAACUCCAUUACUAUGGUGGGUUUGCUCUCUUAUGCCCCCAAAAGCCUCAGGCCUCUCUCUCUUACCAAAAGCUUCAGCUUCAGCUCACUUUCCACAGCCAGAAAACUACCGGGAAAAUUGUUCCAAUUCCAAGUGAGAUCAGUUGCCGCUCCGGCUGAAGCUGUUGCCGGGUUUGAUGACAUGGUUUCUGGGACUCAGAGAAAGUAUUACUUGUUAGGUGGGAAGGGCGGUGUAGGAAAAACAAGUUGUGCUGCGUCACUUGCUGUAAAAUUUGCUAAUAAUGGGCAUCCCACUCUUGUGGUUUCCACUGAUCCAGCACAUUCCUUGAGUGAUUCCUUUGCUCAGGAUUUGACUGGAGGGACACUUGUACCAGUUGAUGGGCCCGAAGCUCCGCUUUUUGCUCUUGAGAUAAACCCUGAGAAGGCAAGGGAAGAAUUCCGUAAUGUAAAUCAGCAAAAUGGUGGAACAGGAGUCAAAGAUUUCAUGGAUGGUAUGGGCCUUGGGAUGCUUGCAGAACAGUUAGGAGAGUUAAAACUGGGAGAAUUACUAGACACACCUCCUCCUGGUUUGGAUGAAGCUAUUGCAAUUUCCAAGGUGAUACAAUUUCUUGAAUCCCCGGAAUAUAGCAUGUUUACUCGUAUUGUUUUUGAUACUGCACCCACGGGUCACACAUUGCGGCUUUUGUCCUUGCCAGACUUUUUGGAUGCAUCAAUUGGCAAGAUAUUGAAGCUUAAACAGAAGAUAUCUUCAGCCACCUCAGCUAUCAAAUCUGUCUUUGGGCAAGAGCAACCUCAACUGGGAGCAGCUGACAAAUUAGAGCGACUCAGAGAGAGGAUGAUUAAAGUGCGUGAGCUUUUCCGCGAUACUGAUUCCACAGAGUUUGUCAUAGUAACAAUACCCACGGUGAUGGCAGUCAGUGAGUCAUCUAGGUUGCAUGCCUCCUUGAAGAAGGAAAGUGUUCCUGUGAAUCGACUCAUUGUUAAUCAGAUUCUUCCCCCAUCUGCCUCAGACUGCAAAUUUUGUUCAAUAAAACGAAAGGAUCAGUUGCGUGCUCUUGAUAUGAUCCGGAGUGAUACAGAGCUUGCCGGCCUGACAUUGAUCCAGGCACCACUAGUUGAUAUGGAGAUCAGAGGUGUUCCUGCCCUUAGAUUUCUAGGAGAUAUAAUUUGGAAAUGAUCAUCUAUCUGCACAGUCAUAUAAUCAAUGAUAAAAGAAAGGACCUUUUUUUCUUUAACUAUUCAUUCAUUUGACAAAAUGGGUUGAAUUUGUAUCCAGUAAAGUAAUUUUCCGUAAAAACUGACUUCCCUUCGUUUC
Molecule: messenger RNA, 1420 nt
Organism: Prunus dulcis (almond)
Lineage: Eukaryota; Viridiplantae; Streptophyta; Magnoliopsida; Rosales; Rosaceae
Product: ATPase ARSA1-like
Exons: 11
Coding region: 44-1282 (412 amino acids)
Biological process (GO): post-translational protein targeting to endoplasmic reticulum membrane
Cellular component (GO): GET complex
Molecular function (GO): ATP binding; ATP hydrolysis activity
Source: RefSeq, a predicted model, not a curated record